Molecule: messenger RNA, 2497 nt
Organism: Scleropages formosus (Asian bonytongue)
Lineage: Eukaryota; Metazoa; Chordata; Actinopteri; Osteoglossiformes; Osteoglossidae
Product: paired box protein Pax-8-like
Exons: 12
Coding region: 389-1468 (359 amino acids)
Biological process (GO): anatomical structure development; regulation of transcription by RNA polymerase II
Molecular function (GO): DNA-binding transcription factor activity, RNA polymerase II-specific; RNA polymerase II cis-regulatory region sequence-specific DNA binding
Source: RefSeq, a predicted model, not a curated record
CACGAACUCGUAAAUCUCGCAAUAUCGCUGGAUAAUACAGAGAGCCGUGGAUCGUUUUACACUGAGCAGCGUGUCACACUGUGGACUGUUGACGCCCCCCCACUAGGAGACUGCGGGUGGGGGGGCAGGGUAGUGUCCACCGCCAGGCCAGGGGGAAGGACAUGUCCGGUGGCCCCGGACGAGGCCACGGGAGCCUGAACCAGUUAGGUGGGAUGUUUGUGAACGGACGUCCGCUUCCGGAAGCGAUCCGCCAGCGCAUUGUGGACAUGGCCCACCAGGGCGUCCGCCCCUGCGACAUCUCCCGCCAGCUGCGCGUGAGCCACGGCUGCGUCAGCAAAAUCCUCGGCCGCGCAAUAGGUUUGUUUACAGCAGCAGCACCACCACGAACAUGUACUACGAGACGGGCAGCAUCAAGCCAGGUGUGAUCGGAGGCUCCAAGCCCAAAGUUGCCACCCCCAGGGUGGUGGAGAAAAUAGCCGAGUACAAGCGACAAAACCCCACGAUGUUCGCGUGGGAAAUCCGUGACCGGCUCCUGGCCGAGGGUGUGUGUGACAGCGACACGGUGCCCAGCGUGAGCUCCAUCAACAGGAUCAUCAGGACGAAGAUACAGCAGCCGUUCAACCUGCCCCUGGACCCUGAAGGACUGAGCCCCGGACACACACUCAUUCCUAGUUCUGCGGUGACGCCCCCUGAGUCACCGCAGUCAGACUAUCUUGGCUCCGCCUACACCAUCACCGGGCUUCUGGGAAUCGUAGCGGUCGGUGCCGAGGGCAAGAGGAAGCAGGACGACAGUGAGCAGGAGAGCUGCCAGCACAGUGUGGGUUCCCAGGGCAGAGCUCACGGCUCCAGGAAGCAGCAGAGACUGGAGAUCCUGCCUCCUCGACACCUGGAAGGACUCGACUGCGCGUUCGAGCGGCACCGUUACCCCCCCGAGGCCUUCGUCUCAGCGGGGCGGAGGAAAUCAGAGCAGCGGAAGCCUGGAAGACAGGAAGAGCGGCCUCUCGGCGUCGAGCUCAGGCAUCGGGCGCAACCCCGCUGCGCAACAGGGCUACUCCGUGGUAGCGGGCAGAGACGUGGUGAGCUCAGCGCUUCCUGGUUACCCCCCUCACCCCACUCACCUCCCCAGCAGCGCUCAGGGGGGCAUCAGCAGCGUGGUCACAGGCUCCAAUUACUCCGGCGCAGCGUACACACACUCCCCCUAUGCCUCCUACGCCGAGGCGUGGAGAUUCACCGGCACGAGAAUUCUGGGGUCACCCUUUUACUACAGCUGUGCCUCACGCGCUGCACCCUCCUCGACGGCGGGCUACGAUCACCCUUAGCGACCGCGAGGAAGAGUGAUCGGCGACCCGCGUUGACCUCUCUUGACCGAGAUGAAGAACCGCAAUCGAUGACGUACAGUCAUCGUACAGCGAUCGCAGUUCAAGACCGCGACCAAGGGCCGUGGUCAACAGUCUACACUCACCUCUAGUGACGCUCUAGUGACCACGACCAUAGAUCGGGGGUGCACGUUCACCUCUUGAGACUCCAGUGAGGACCACGAAUCACGGGUCAUCAUUAGUCAGGGCUCAUCGCUGUAUGCGGUGAAGGAGCACCGUGACCAAGACCGUUUUAUACGUUUCGGAGAUGAAGAGAAGAAGAAACCGAAGGCGGGUACUGGUCCACGGUGCAACACCGUAGCAGAGUCUUGGGGUCGGGGGUGUUCGGUAGAGCUGGGAACAGAACCGAACCCAAAUUCCUCCCCUAACGGAACUGGAACUCAACACAGGACCUUCACCGGGUACUCUGAUGACCGCAUUCCUCGUUGGCCACCCGCGUGUGGAAAUGCCCACGGUACGAUCACGUAUGACCUGCUCACAAAGACGCAAAUUGUUACUGGUACAGUUUUUAUCGUUGAAAAUCAUUUGCCCUUUUUGCUUUUAUUUAUAUGUCGACCAGGUUCUUCUUAAUGAUGGGUCUCUGGAAAGGGCUUUUAAAUCACUCGUGAACCUGGGUUGGGGGGGCACCUUAGGAUCAAAAUAGCAAGAAAUUCCAUCGUUGCCCAAACUGCCAGCGAUCACACUGACUCUACAUUGCACCGCUGGACCAGAAUGGGUGUCUGGGCAGGACAGGAGUCACUUACCUGCACAGCUUCCUAACGCACCUGUGACUGGUGCAGGGAUCUAAUGAGUGUAACGGGGUGCGAGGGUGGGGUCAUCAAGUGCAUUUACCGAUGGAACCGCACACCUCUUCACCACACCGUAUGGGCCGCGACUGUGCCACCCUGAAAAUCCCCCAAAUCUUUCUGCACUGGGUACCUGGUUUCUGUCACACACACACACACACACACACAUGCACGCACACAGUGAGGAACAAUUUGUGCAAGACAAACACUCAAGAGGCUAGGAACUUUACCUCUAGAACAUCUUUUUGGUCACAGUGAUGUGUCAUAAAGGCUGAAAUUAAGAUCCCCAUAUUGGUAUUUUGACAUGUAAACACACACACACACACACACACACAC